Messenger RNA from Xyrauchen texanus (razorback sucker), 3852 nucleotides. Its product is annotated as fatty acid desaturase 6-like. The transcript is spliced from 7 exons. The coding region runs from base 97 to 1233 and encodes 378 amino acids. NCBI's taxonomy places the organism in Eukaryota, Metazoa, Chordata, Actinopteri, Cypriniformes, Catostomidae. Gene Ontology annotation, biological process: lipid metabolic process. The record is from RefSeq and is a predicted model, not a curated record. Gene Ontology annotation, molecular function: oxidoreductase activity, acting on paired donors, with oxidation of a pair of donors resulting in the reduction of molecular oxygen to two molecules of water. Gene Ontology annotation, cellular component: membrane.
UCAGGACACUCCUGCCAAAAGCAUCACCGUGGGAACAGGAAAGACACUUCACCUUUUAGUCAUUUUGUAGACACUUUUAUCCACAGCAACUUAUAAAUGAGCACUAGCAUGCAGAACAUUCCAGAGAAGAGGAGAGUCACAGGAAGCCUGCGAGAGUCCCAGAUGUCCCAGGAUGGUGAAGGUCACAGGGGCUCCAUUUUGGACGCUGACCCAACACAGGUGUUUGAGAAGCAGGUAGACGCUGAGCAGGAAACCCUGAUGAUGGAGCUUACACGACUGGUGCAGAAGAGUUUGCGAGAGAGCAGCUGGUGGGAGAGGAGGGGUAUAGACUGCACCAUCCUGACCGCAGUGUUCAUCACUUUGCCCGCAGGGUUCCUGUUGUUGGGUUCGUCUCAGCCAUUGUAUUUCCUGUUGGGUCUGCUCAUUAUGGGCGUGGCACAUGCCGUCAUCACUGUUAAAGGGGCGCACAUGGCCAGUCACGGCGCGCUCAGCGAGUCUCCGACCUGGGCCAAAUUCUGGGCUGUUUUCUUUAUCGAAGUGUGCGGGUCGUUCUCUGCAAGGGCGGGUGUACAAGCGCAUGUUAAGAUGCAUCAUGCUUACACUAAUGUGAUUGGUCUAGGAGACUCCAGCACCUGGAAAAUCCCCUUCCUGCCUCGAUCCGUCUACCUGUUCAUCGCCCCUCUGGCAGUCCCAGUCAUCACUCCUGUCGUAGCCAUGGGUCAAAUGAAGGGUCAAUCGCCAUCCCAGAUCGUGCGCACAGUGUUGUGUGUGUGUCUGGGCUUUUUCUCUCAGUAUUACCUGCUCAGGUGUGUGUCGGGGCUGUCGUGCGGCUCUGCUCUGCUGGUCAUGCUGCUGUGUAGAGCCAUGUUCUCCCUGCCGUACAUACACGUCAACAUAUUUCAGCACAUCGGUCUGCCAAUGUUCUCUUCAACCUGUCGACCCAAACGAAUCUAUCAGAUGACUCACGGCGUUCUGAAUCUUCCUCGAAACCCUCUGCUGGACUGGACAUUCGGUCAUUCCCUCAUCAACUGCCACGUAGAGCAUCACCUUUUCCCAUACCUGUCUGACAACAUGUGCCUGAAGGUGAAGCCCAUAGUGUCUCAGUAUUUAAAAGACAAGCAGUUGCCUUAUCAGGAGGACGGUUACCUCUCGCGCCUGAGUCUGUUCUUCCACAAAUAUCAGGAGCUGAUGGUGUUUGCUCCGCCCAUCACAGAACUGGUGGGAGUGCAGUGACACAGGGAGAAGACGAUUGGAUGAAGAGAUAAAGAGGAGAAAUGAGAACAUGGACACAGAAGGGAAAGCCAUUGUGCUUUUCCAAAUGCUUAACGGGUGCAUGAAUACAAUUUUAGAAUUAAGAAGCGAUCAGAAGAGCAUGUUUAGCAGAGAUGAUACUUUCAUUCUUAUUUUGACAUUUGUCCUUGAAACAGGAAGGGCUUGACCUUUUUUAAAAUAGCCUAUAGCCUUAAUGUUUUCGUCACAGUCAUGCACCGUGAUUGGCUACUUACUUUCGCUUAUCAGAAGUCAGUAUUAUGCCGUAUUUUCACUGCAUCCGACAAACAACAAAUGAGAGAAGUCGUUAAUCUCUAUUGAAGAGUCGUACUGGGGCCGCGUUGAGUUCUGUCCAUCUGCGGAUGCCGAAUUUUCGGAGCUUCAGAUGCAUUGAAAUAUUUCAACAUAUGUGACUAGGCCAUAUGCAACCACCCGACUGAAUGUGACAUAUAGGGUAUGACAAGGUUGUAUAAUUUAGUAGUAAUACAUAAUGAUGCAUUGUAAAGAUACCAAACAAUCAAAAAGAAUAUUUACUUUUUUUAUAUUUUAAUUUAAAAUUUGUACGUGUUUCAAUUGAGAUCAAAUGUAGAAUUUACUUCAUAUUUUCACAUUCAUGUUUAAACUAACUUUAUCAGAACUUAAUAAUUUCUGCUAUAUUUACUUUACCACAAAAUGUAUAUUUUUUUAUUUUAUUGUAGUAGUAUUCUCUUGGUACUGCCUUUCAAUUUAGCUGAUUCUCGUGGAUUCAAUCAUAAUAAACACUGAUUGAACAAAACAGUUUUUCCCCCCUGUAAUACAGUACAACAAAAUGAGUGAAUAUUAAUCAUGCAUUUAAUACUUUAAACUCUUUAUGGAUAGAAAGGUGGGCGCUAUAUCACGAUACACGUUUAGUUUAAAACAAUAAAGUCUCUGUAUACAUGAGUCUGGCAUAUGAGGUCUCAUUUGAAAGCUUAGAAUCUGAAGUUUUUAGAGAUAGAGAUCACUUCUGCAUUUAUGUUACUUAAAAUGACAAAAUAAGGCCUCAAAACAUUUGCGUUGAAAAUUAGCGCCCCCUAGAGGUAACUGAGUAUAAAUAUUUAUAUAUAAAUAAAUCACAUAGCACCUAAAUGGACAAGUCAUAUAUCAAACAAAAGGUCUCAUUCUCAGGAAUGUGACUGUACAGUUACAUUUUGCUGCCCUAAUACCACAGUUUGAAAGAUGAUUCCUGUCAUCAAAUACAAACAUCUCUUUUAUAAUCCAAUAACUGCUGCUGUAGGCCACAACUAGCCAGAUGAGCCAUUUCUUACUUGUCUGUAAACUUGCUUGGCUGAAUAAUCCAAUGUUAUAUCUUAGAUGUCCAGAACAAAACACGCCAUCCAGAAGUAUAAGCAUGCAAAACAAAUAUGUUUUCGACUAUUGAGAUUAUACCAUCGCAAAGGGGUGGAUCUCAGCUUUCUAAUGACAUCUAGAUUGAGCUUCUAGUCCACUCAGAGGCCGAGAUAUUCAAUGAAAUAAUAAGGGUGGUGCUUGAACUGAACAUUAGACUGAAUGUCAAUGGACAAGCAAAUCUGUGAGGGCUCAAAUGCAUAUAGUAGAAUAUAGAUUGCUAUAACUCUCAUAGACAUGAACUAAAAGCCAUUGAAAAUGUCAAGGAUGCUUUUGUGUGAACCAAUAAGGAGCAUUUCCUUUCAUUCGGUUGUUUGAUCACACCUUUAUGACAUCACUUCCUGACCCUGCUUAUGACAUUAUUGAAUGUAAGAUCUUUGCCACGUAUGUGCUGACAUCAUAUCAGUGGUAAUGCUGCACUGCAGCUGGCAUUGUACCUGACCUCUGACCACAAUCAGCUCUGAACUUCAACAUGCGACUGUAUGAACACCAUUAAGAUAAACAUACCUAAUCUAUUUUCACUGGGUGGAUGAUAAAACAAGUGAAAAAUGCCAUAGAUUUACAUUGAAGGUGGAACUCAAAUCAUAUCUAGAGACCAUGUGGACAAUUGUGACUUGGGCCAGCAAGCAAUCGCCCAGAACAUCCUGGCAACCACUUAGCAACAUGCUAAAAGCCAUCAGAAUAUAAAAGCAAUGGCAUAGCAACUCUCUGACAUUGUGGUUGAGUUUUGCAUGUGCAAGCUGCACUCAUAUAUCUUCAGAAAAUGUUUUUAUGAUGGUUGUACAUAGGUUGACCUAUUAGAAUUAGCUAAAAGCCUAAUACCCAGUACAAUAUUAAUACUCAUAGUAGAAAAAUGAGUACAAGUACCCAUAAUGAACAUGCAUUAAUUACUUAAUUAUCACAUAAUACUCACAUUUACAGAAGUGCAGUUGUAGCAAAUGUUUUAUUGUUAUUAUGAUUGGUUGAAAGUGUUUGUUAUCGAUGAAGAAACAGAUUUGUAUGCACUGAUGGAGGUCAAGUUUCUGAUUGUUUUAGGGAUUUUAACCAAAAUCGUUUGACAAGCUUUCACUGAACACAAAUAAUGUACUGUAAGUGCAUAUGAUGAUACUGAGGUGUGUAUGUGUGUGUGUGUGUGUGUGUGUGUGAGAGAGAGAGAGAGAGAGAGAGAGAUUGAUGUUCUUUUUGAAAUGUAAGAUUUGAUGCAUUGACUUUACUGAC